Molecule: messenger RNA, 273 nt
Organism: Colletotrichum graminicola M1.001
Lineage: Eukaryota; Fungi; Ascomycota; Sordariomycetes; Glomerellales; Glomerellaceae
Exons: 3
Coding region: 1-273 (90 amino acids)
Source: RefSeq, a predicted model, not a curated record
AUGGAGUACGAUUACCCUGAGAUGUUUGACAAAAAUGGCAAUGCCGUGAAGUUUGCCUGUGGCGGCGACGGCGACGGCGACGUCUACAAGCCCUCUGUCUUCAUCAACAGUAAGUGCUACGGGUCCCCCGCCAAUAAAAGCUCUACCAGCAAGCCCGACCCCAUGCGCGUAUACUACGCCUAUGGUCUCAAAUCCUGCAUCGGCGGAGCCCAAAGGGAUGUUGAUGGCUCUGGAACCCCCCACCCAAGUAUUACCGAUUCCAGAGCCGACUAA